AUGAACAGUCAACCAAAAAAUGCUCGUUCUAAAAGAGCUUUGAAAAAUAAAGAAGCAAAACUUGUUGAAAAUACCAAACAAGCUUUAUUUGUUCCAGGUGCUACUAGUAAUAAAUUAUUACAUGAUGCUAUGGUUGAUUUAAGUGCCUUGAAGAAACCAGAUAUCAAACGUUUCACUAAAAAAAAUGAAGUUAGACCUUUUGAAGAUGUUUCAAAAUUAGAAUUUUUCUCUGAAAAGAACGAUGCUUCAUUAAUAGUGUUUUCAAGUUCAAGUAAAAAAAGAAAGAAUAACUUAACUUUUGUUAGAACUUUUGGAUAUAAAAUGUAUGAUAUGAUUGAACUUCUAAUAUCGGAUAAUUAUAAAUUAUUACAAGACUUCAGAAAAUCAACUUUUGCUAUUGGUUUAAAACCAAUGUUUACAUUUAAUGGUGCUGUUUUCGAUACACAUCCAGUUUACAAACAAAUAAAAUCAUUGUUCUUAGAUUUCUUCAGAGGUCAAACCACAGAUUUACAAGAUGUUGCCGGUUUGCAACAUAUGAUUUCAAUAACCGCUGCUGAUUUCCAAGAAGGUGAACCAUUACCUCAAGUCAAUUUCAGAGUUUAUCUUUUAAAGACAUAUAAGAGUGGACAAAAAAUUCCAAGAGUAGAAUUGAAUGAAAUUGGCCCAAGAUUAGAUUUUGCUAUUGGUAGAUUUGAACAUGCUUCACCAGAUAUUGAAAAAGAAGCUAUGAAGAGACCAAAACAAUUAGAAGCUAAAGUUAGAAAGAAUGUCGAAGUUGAUAUCAUGGGUGAUAAGAUUGGUAGAAUCCAUGUUGGUAAACAAGAAUUAAACAAUUUACAAACUAGAAAAAUGAAAGGUUUGAAAAAGAGAUAUGAUCAAGUUGGUGAUGACUUUGAUGAUCCAGUCUAUGACGAUGAACCAGCUAAUGAACCAGUCGCCAAAAAGGUUAAAAUCUAA
Molecule: messenger RNA, 957 nt
Organism: Hansenula ciferrii
Lineage: Eukaryota; Fungi; Ascomycota; Saccharomycetes; Phaffomycetales; Wickerhamomycetaceae
Gene: RPF2
Product: rRNA-binding ribosome biosynthesis protein RPF2
Exons: 1
Coding region: 1-957 (318 amino acids)
Biological process (GO): ribosomal large subunit assembly; maturation of LSU-rRNA from tricistronic rRNA transcript (SSU-rRNA, 5.8S rRNA, LSU-rRNA)
Cellular component (GO): nucleolus
Molecular function (GO): rRNA binding
Source: RefSeq, a predicted model, not a curated record